This is a messenger RNA of Galeopterus variegatus (Sunda flying lemur), 1593 nucleotides long. RefSeq names its product potassium large conductance calcium-activated channel, subfamily M, beta member 1 (gene KCNMB1). Gene Ontology annotation, cellular component: membrane; voltage-gated potassium channel complex. The record is from RefSeq and is a predicted model, not a curated record. The coding region runs from base 419 to 994 and encodes 191 amino acids. The transcript is spliced from 4 exons. Lineage: Eukaryota; Metazoa; Chordata; Mammalia; Dermoptera; Cynocephalidae. Gene Ontology annotation, biological process: detection of calcium ion; potassium ion transport. Gene Ontology annotation, molecular function: calcium-activated potassium channel activity; potassium channel regulator activity.
UCUCUGCCAGCCCAGAGAGACUGAGUGAAAAAAUGUUUCUAAAUAUGCCAAGAUGGUCUUUUCCAGUUUCUGAGUUUUGCUGUCUGUCGUUGUUUGAAAUCUGUUUCCCAAGAGACUCUGGGAAAUGCAGGUGAGGGGCCUGGGUAGCAGCGGGUGUCUUCGGGGCUGGGUACCUGCUCUCCUGAGUUUGUGUCCCGAGGCUGUGUGCUCAGACUUGACCAUGUUUGGGCAUGGAGGCUUGUCUCAGAGGGGAACCAAAGGCUGCUUCCCUGGAGACGGGCUGGGAGGUCAAACUUCCUGCUGGAGCUCAGCGUCUUCUUUUAGGGUGGGGGCUGGGGGCCAAGCAGAAAGAAACCUUCUGCCUGCCGAAGACCCACAGGGCACCAGGGAGACUAAAUGACCACUGCCCCCAGUGGACAUGGGGAAGAAGCUGGUGAUGGCCCAGAAGCGGGGAGAGACUCGAGCCCUUUGCCUGGGUGUGGCCAUGGUGAUGUGUGCUGUCAUUGCCUACUAUAUCCUGGGCACGACUGUGCUGCCCCUCUACCAGAAAAGUGUGUGGACCCAGGAAUCCACAUGCCACCUGAUUGAAACCAACAUCAGAGAUCAGGAGGAGCUGGAGGGCAAGAAAGUGCCCCAGUACCCAUGUCUCUGGGUCAACGUGUCAGCUGUGGGCAGGUGGGCCGUGCUGUACCACACGGAGGACACUCGGGACCGCAACCACCAGUGCUCCUACAUCCCAGGCAGCCUGGACAACUACCUAAUGGCCCGGGCUGAAGUGGAGAAGGUCAGAGCCAGAUUCCAUGAGCACCAGGUUUUCUACUGCUUCUCCACGACUCGGGAGAACGAGACCAGCGUCCUGUACCGGCGCCUCUACGGGCCCCAGGCCCUCCUCUUCUCCCUCUUCUGGCCCACCUUCCUUCUGACUGGCGGCCUCCUCCUCAUUGCCAUGGUGAAGAUCAACCAGUCCCUCUCCAUCCUGGCGGCGCAGAAGUAGACCCAUCCAGCCACACCACUGCUUGUGUCCCAGGGGCCUGGGUGGGCCCCCAGGGCUGUCCCCACCUUCCCCCUCCCCUGCCCUCCUGCUCUCCCCCUCCACUCCAUCCUGUCUUCCAUUGCAUGAUUGACCUUUGGGAAAUCCCUUUGGUGAGUCAUUUCCUGCUCAAGAAUGUACCAUAGCUCCCUAGUGCCUUGGAGGACAUAAGGCGAGCCAGUUAUAGCUCUUCAUAACCUGUCCCCACUCAACUGACUCAUAACUGUUUCCUACUGCAUCACUGUCUAUCCCCAAAUGAUGAUGAUGGUCACCUCUGUGUCCAUGUCAUCCCUGUUGGCUCAAAGGCCUGCCUCUCCCACCAUGGAAGCCAUCCUUGGCAAACCUCAGUUCCUUCUUUGAAUUCCAUAAUGAAAACCACAGCAGCUUCCAUUUAUAGAGCACAUUUAGAACAUUGCUUUUUUUUAGGACACUAAGUGCCUAUACACUUUUAUUCUAAUAUUAACAAAUAUAUGCAAAAUAACAAAAGGCUCUAAGAAAAUAUCCAAAACGCAUCAAAAUAUUAGCAGUGGGAUGGUGGUUCGUUUGAAUUUUUGUCUUUAUCC